Molecule: messenger RNA, 1314 nt
Organism: Mobula hypostoma (lesser devil ray)
Lineage: Eukaryota; Metazoa; Chordata; Chondrichthyes; Myliobatiformes; Myliobatidae
Exons: 4
Coding region: 433-1314 (293 amino acids)
Molecular function (GO): methyltransferase activity; 2-oxoglutarate-dependent dioxygenase activity
Source: RefSeq, a predicted model, not a curated record
GCCAUAUCUUGGUGGCUAUGAACUGAGUUGAAAGAAGAGGGGAUUGGCACAAAUUUCAUCCCAACUAACUGGGGAAGAAAUUCCGCGAAGUGUGAUUGUGAAAACAAGAUGGAGUUCAUGGCUAAUCACAGAAGAGAGAAGAUAGAAGAUGAGAUCAAAUUACGAUGCAAUAUACAUUAGUCCUGACGAAGGGUCUCGGCCUGAAACGUCGACUGCGCCUCUUCCUAUAGAUGCUGCCUGGCCUGCUGCGUUCACCAGCAACUUUGAUGUAUGUUGCUUGAAUUUCCAGCAUCUGCAGAAUUCCUGUUGUAUACAUUUUACCUUAUCAACUCACCCAAUAUGGUGAUGUAAAAAAUUGGAGGAUGACCUGUUUCAAUGAAUUCAUAGGAAUAAAUAGCCCUUCUCUCUGUAAGGUACGACCCAUACGUUCAAAUGCUGUUCAUAGACUUCAGUUCAGCAUUCAACACAAUCAUUCCUCAGAAACUGAUUGGAAAGCUGAGCCUACUGGACCUGAACACCUCCCCCUGCAUCUGGAUCCUAGACUUCCUGACUGGGAGACCUCAGUCAAUCCGGAUUGGAAGCAGCAUCUCCAACACCAUCACACUGAGCACGGGGGCCCCCCUGGGCUGUGUGCUCAGUCCACUGCUGUUCACUCUGCUGACCCACGACUGUGCUGCAACACAGAGCUCGAACCACAUCAUCAAGAUCGCUGAUGACACGACCAUGGUGGGUUUCAUUAGCAACAACGAUGAGUCCGCAUACAGAGAGGAGAUGCAGUGGCUAACAGACUGGUGCAGAGCCAACAACCUGUCUCUGAAUGUGAACAAAACAAAAGAGAUGGUUGUUGACUUCGGGAGGACACGGAGCAACCACUCUCCGCUAAACAUCGACGACUCCUCCGUAGAGAUCGUUAAGAGCACCAAAUUUCUUGGUGUCCACCUGGCGGAGAAUCUCACCUGGUCCCUCGACACCAGCUCCAUAGCAAAGAAAGCCCAGCAGCGUCUCUACUUUCUGCGAAGGCUGAGAAAAGUCCAUCUCCCACACCCCAUCCUCACCACAUUCUACAGAGGUUGUAUUGAGAGCAUCCUGAGCAGCUGCAUCACGGCCUGGUUCAGAAAUUGCACCAUCUCAGAUCGCAAGGCCCUGCAGCGGAUAGUGAGGUCAGCUGAGAAGAUCAUCGGGGACUCUUUUCACGCCAUUACAGACAUCUACACCACACGUUGCAUCCGCAAAGCACCACCUCAGUUGCUAGGAUAUGCCUGGAAGAACUGCAGUGCCUCUUUGUCCAACGAGCUGCAGAACAGCAUAGCCUAG